Molecule: messenger RNA, 1287 nt
Organism: Raphanus sativus (radish)
Lineage: Eukaryota; Viridiplantae; Streptophyta; Magnoliopsida; Brassicales; Brassicaceae
Product: MATH domain and coiled-coil domain-containing protein At3g58410
Exons: 4
Coding region: 120-1172 (350 amino acids)
Molecular function (GO): protein binding
Source: RefSeq, a predicted model, not a curated record
UCUCUCUUCAAGGCUUCAAUCCUUUCUUGCGUGCUAUUCUUUUGCUUGUUUCCAAAAUCAGUUUAUAGGGUUUUAUUGUUGCUACUAUUGUUCUCUAUCUAUAAACUUUCACCAUAUCAAUGGAUGGGCAUAUGAAGAAGAAACUCACUUGUGUUUUCAAACACUUGUGUUUGCAACAAGAUGACGAGUGCCACUACUCUCUUCCCUUCAAGGUCGCCGGCUGCGAUUGGCGGCUUGUUGCUUUUCGCAAAAGAGAUACGGAUGGUGGCUACUUGUCCAUGUAUCUGGAUCUCGCCCCUGGAACGCUCCCACCAGGAUGGAGAAGAGACGUGAAGUUUAGCCUCACUCUCGUGACUAAGGGCUUGCCUAGUUUGACCAAAACAUUAGGAGGGCAAGGCUGUUUCGAUGCAGAGAAUAACAGCUGUGGCUUUGAAGAGUUCUUGCCUCUUUCCAAACUUUGGAGAUACCUGGAUGAUUACAGACUCACUAUCAUCGCUGAACUAGACGUUAUCCCAGCUGUUGUGUUACCAGAGGAACCUGCACACAUGAUUAUUAAACCAUCUCUGAGCUGCAACCAAGCUUAUGAUGAUGCAUCUGUCAGUAGAUCUCAGGUGGAGCAAGUGUCUUGUCAAUUGGAGCAAAAAAAUGAGAACCAUGAUUCAGAUGAAAAUGGUGGUAAAUGGUUUAACACUGUGGCUUCUGUUAAGGAGAUUCAACCUGUAAAGGAGACAACUAAUGUCAACGGGUUUGAGGUUUUGUCUUCUCAGGUAGAAUCUGUGAAGCUUAUAUUCGAGAGACACCCAGACAUCGCUGUGGAGUUUAACGCAAAGAACCAACAUCUCAAGAACGCAUGUAUGAACUUCUUGCUAAGCUUAGUGGAGACGUUAUGCCAGUCACUUGAGAAGCUCUCCAAUGAAGAUCUAGUGGAAGCAGACAUUGCGUUGACAUACUUGAAAGAUGCAGGUUAUAAGGUGGAUUGGCUGGAGAAGAAGCUAGACCAACUAAAAGACAAAAAGGAGGGUGAGCAGUCUUGUUUGGCUCGGCUCCAAGAAAUCGAGGAAAAUCUACAGAAACUGAAGCAGAAGUGUUCAGAGCUGGAUGUUCUUGCGGAGGAGGAGAAGACAGAGUUGUCAGCCACAAGAACUGCUCUGUCUUUCGAUGAUAUUGUUUGAUUGAUGACUUAAUUUUGAUUUAUUAGGCAUUUUGGUGUUCUGAUAUCUUAGUUUCUUCACUGGUUUCUAAGUAGGCUUUUGCCACAAAGGUUUUUGCUUCUAACAACUUUGUUCU